AUGUUCUCGACCGCCAAGAUUGCCUCGGCUCUGGCCUUGAGCUCCCUCGCCAGCGGAAUGGCGCUCAACCACAAGCGUGCCGCGGAGACCGGUGUCCAACUCUAUGUCUAUGGCUCUGGAUAUGGAACUCCCUUGACCUAUGCCGAUGGCUUCGCCUACUUCGGUCGCACUUCCCCGGCCGAUGCUGUCGUAUCAACCAACAUCACCUUCACUCUCGACAACGCCGUUGUCUCGGUUCCAUGGACCAUCGCGGCCAACUCCUCCACCGUCUCCUUCACCUCAGACCUCUCCAUGUACAUCAUCCCAUCGAAUGGCUCUUUCGCUCCAGUUGGUUUCUCCACUGCCGCCGAUCUCCCCACCGGGGCUGUCAACUCUGGCUUCACCUUUUAUGGAAGGACCGUCUCUUAUGUGACGCCAAGCUCGCUCGACUACCAGAUGAACUUUUGGGCCAACGCAACUACCACGCCAUACGUGUACGCCCUGUACUGGAAAUCCAAAUCGGCAACUGUCCCUUCCACGGCUUUCCCUGUGGUCGUCAAGAGCACCUCCCCAACUUUCCUGAUCUAA
This is a messenger RNA of Drepanopeziza brunnea f. sp. 'multigermtubi' MB_m1, 567 nucleotides long. RefSeq lists its product as uncharacterized. The record is from RefSeq and is a predicted model, not a curated record. NCBI's taxonomy places the organism in Eukaryota, Fungi, Ascomycota, Leotiomycetes, Helotiales, Drepanopezizaceae.